Molecule: messenger RNA, 1478 nt
Organism: Drosophila mauritiana
Lineage: Eukaryota; Metazoa; Arthropoda; Insecta; Diptera; Drosophilidae
Exons: 1
Coding region: 22-1428 (468 amino acids)
Source: RefSeq, a predicted model, not a curated record
GGCCUCGUUCAAAAUUAAAAUAUGCCUCGCCUCUCGGUUUUCUGCGGAUUAUCGCGUAGAAUCAUCUGCUCCAGCACAGCUCACCGAAAUCUUUGGCGACUCUUGUCCGACAGUUCGGAUUCGACCAUUAUCCCACACGUUUCGGACAAAACGGAAAAUAAUGUAAAGAAAUUCAAAAAGGAAACGCAGGUGGAUCACACAAGUCACCUAUUUGUGUGGCCGGAGGCGAAGGACGAAAACGUUCACCAUGUUACAGAGAACAAGGAGGAUAGCAAUGACGAUAUAACUGCAUCGUGGGGCUGGAAAAAUGACGAGCUUGACGUGGAGCAAUUGGCAGGACUACCAAGUCCUAGUGAGGUGGAGGAUCCAUACCGGCAGCCAAUCAAUGAAUCGCAGGAUGAUCAGUUGCAAUUCGCUGAAGGAGACCAAUCAGGAAUUCAAGAAGAAUUACAAUUCGCAAGAACGCGCUCCCUGCGAGAACAGCUUGCCAAGAAUCAGGAGUCCCAAGAACCAUUUACCAGCUUUGAGAAAACUUCUCUCAUAUCCGUUCGAAAGAAUGUGGACUUCAUGAUGCAAGAGCUUAGUCAGAUUUCCCUUAUUUUGAAUACUAUGGAAGGAGGUGAAAAAACAAUGGGAAUGAUUACUGCUGAGCCGGAAGUGGCUUCCUUUGCACUCAACCAACCCAACAUAAGUGAAAGUUUGGAUCAUGAGGAGGAAUCAAAACAGUCAGUGGAUAGUGCUAGUUCCUAUCAAUCUCAGCUAGAUGUUGCAGAUUCUAUGCAGUCGGAGGUAGCCAGUGCGUUGUCAGAACCAUCUGGAUUGGGUGAUGUAGAGAACCUAGAUCAUAGCGAGAGUUCGAACCAGUCUUUUGAUUCCGAACUAACGAGGGAUGUCACCGAUCAACUUAAAUUGGAUCAAGAGAUGGAAGCAAAUCAGUCUUUGGAUUCUGAGUUAACCGGUGAAAUGUCUAAUCAAUCUAGUUCGGUAGUUUCAGAGUGUUCGAUAUCCGAGGAGGACAUCGGGGAAGAGCUGAAAUCUCACGAAAUCGAGCAAAUUGUGUCUGCUGGCGAUACUCAAGAGUCCAGUCCUUCAAAAACUAAUGAGAAUACUCCCAAGACUGAUGACACGCAGGACAUUCAGCCUAAGGAAGCAAUACACACCUACAGGCCCUUUAAGACCAUCGAAGUUCCUGCCAAGAAGCCCACUAGCAGCCUUUGCACCGAGUCAAUUGAAGAGCAGCCCUUGAACCAGGAACCCCAAUUCGCCACAGGUACCCAUUUGGAUAAAGAUGGUUACAAGGUUUCUGCUCAGCUGACCGAGUCCGAGUCCCGUCUUCUCAUGCGCAUGGCUCUGAAGCAGGCUUUAAACGAUCUGGAGUCUGGCCAAAGCAAGUACAAAGCAACAAUUCUGGAGGCUGAAACCGAGUAAUACAAGAGCACCAAUGACCAAAGAAAUAAACUUAUAACAUUUAAAACUUA